Lolium perenne is the source of this 847-nucleotide messenger RNA. Its product is annotated as small ribosomal subunit protein uS10-like. NCBI's taxonomy places the organism in Eukaryota, Viridiplantae, Streptophyta, Magnoliopsida, Poales, Poaceae. Gene Ontology annotation, biological process: translation. Gene Ontology annotation, cellular component: ribosome. The record is from RefSeq and is a predicted model, not a curated record. Gene Ontology annotation, molecular function: structural constituent of ribosome; RNA binding.
CCCUCCCCGCGCCGCCGCCGCCACCCUCUCUGCCCGCCAACAGCAUCCAGCCAUGGCGACCGAGCUGGCGUACGCCCCGCCGAUGAAGGCCGGCAAGGAGGGGUUCCAGGGGACGCAGGAGGCGCAGCACAGGAUCCGCAUCACCCUCUCCUCCAAGAGCGUCAAGAACCUCGAGAAGGUUUGCUCCGAUCUUGUCAAGGGAGCCAAGGACAAGAGCCUCAGGGUCAAGGGCCCCGUCAGGAUGCCCACCAAGGUGCUCAACAUCACCACCAGGAAGUCCCCCUGCGGAGAAGACAAAUAGUCAGCUGAUCAGUUGAUCUGGAAGUGGAGUCCUAGCGGUGUUUAAUCCGCACGCUCCUGCUACCUCGCCUCCUUCAUUGCAACGCCGAGGCCUGCAACACAACCCUCGCUGCGUCCUGUGUGACCAGGAGCCGGAGACAAUGCAUCAUCUGCUCAUCACCUUCCCCUUCUGGAGGCAAGUUUGGCACGAGAUACUGUCCUGGCUACGACUGAAGCACAGGCCACCUGAGGACGACUCAUCGCUCAAUGACUGGUGGUUAACUGCCAAUCAGGCCACGCCGAAGGUCAUGUGCAAAGGUCUUGCCUCUGCAACCCUGCUGACUGCCAACAUUGUAAUGCCUGCAUCUUCAAAAACGAGCAACCGUCUGUUACCAGGCUCCUAGAAAGGAUUAGGCUAGAGGCGGCACUCUGGGCGAAAACCGGAGCUGCUGGUCUAAGAGUAAUAAUCCCAACAACCUGGGACGUCCACUAAAUCUCUGUAACGAAUGAUGUAAUCACCUCCUAGGAGGUUUGUACCCUUCUUCUUUUCGAUGAAAAGAAACACAAA